Molecule: messenger RNA, 7134 nt
Organism: Monodelphis domestica (gray short-tailed opossum)
Lineage: Eukaryota; Metazoa; Chordata; Mammalia; Didelphimorphia; Didelphidae
Biological process (GO): regulation of transcription by RNA polymerase II
Cellular component (GO): nucleus
Molecular function (GO): DNA-binding transcription factor activity, RNA polymerase II-specific; RNA polymerase II transcription regulatory region sequence-specific DNA binding
Source: RefSeq, a predicted model, not a curated record
GGGAAGAUUAGAUUGUAAUUCGCAGUCUAUUUUCACAGUUCUCUUUAUUUCAUCCUGCAUCAGGAACAUGUUACAGUUAUACAAGGGGUAGUUAGUAAAUAAAUAUACUGAAAAAGAAGCCGUGAUCCAAAAAGAACUCAGUGCUUUACACAAAGUGAUCACUUAAUUGUUGACCACACCUCGGGGUAGUGCCCUCUAUUAACACUUCUAAUUAAUGCCGGCUCUCUGGGUCUCAGUCUUCCCAUAUUAGCUAUUCUUAGAGUAUUCCAUCUCUGAGGCUGGACCACCAGAACGUCUUCCUUUCCUGCCCCGAGGGCUCAGAAUCACUCCAACCCCAGAUUCCCGCUCUCCCGCACCUCAAGCGGUUACCAUGGUGAUGGAUCUUCCUCUUCCGCCCGCUCUUUGGGAUGGUCCAAUAACGGAGAAAUCCCUGGUUUAUUCCCACCCAAAGCUGGCUUGGAUAGCAUUGUGAGCCAGACUAGAUUCUGGUUUGUGGUGAAUACUGAGUAUGGGGAGUCAGAGCCACAAAACCGCCUAAGUCCCGGGAGAAGAAAAAUCGCGCCACCUGCCCUCUCCAGUCAGAACCGAACGCUGCAAAGGCCUCUGGAGCUUGGAGGCACGGCGCUAAAGCCUCGACUUUGCGCUGGGUUCCAUAGAACUACGAUUCCCAGAAUCCUUCAUCGACGACUUGACUUACUCUCGACUACAACCCCCAGAGGUCUCCGCUACGCAGUUCCGCCUCUGACUAUUCUGUACGCACCACUCCCCCCUUCCCCUCACCCCCAAGUCUUUGGACUGACAGAAAAGAUCUGGGCCUGUCCUCCCUAUUCGUUAAUGUCUGUGUGUUGGUGGACUGGGCUGGUCGGGAAAAUCGAUCUUUUCACUUUCGGUGGAAGGGCUUGUUUCUGCGUGCGUAUGUGAUAAGGGGAGCUAGAAGCUAUCUUAGAGAGCAUCUUAGACCAGCCCUUUACAGAUAGGGAAACUGAGACCUAGAAAGCUUAAAUGAAUGACUCGCCCAGGUUCUCCCAACUAAUAAGCAAAGCCUGGAUUUGAACCUCCAAGAACUCUGUCCUUAAACCCAGUCUGGGUCUCCGUGUGAACCUGAGCUACUUCCAGAAGCCGGGUGUGCCCUGUGCCGGUAGGGAUGCCUGGUGCACAUCAUGUGGCUCGCUGUCUUUAUAUAUCGCGCCUGGAGCUCGCUGGUCAGCCCGUAUGACUAAGUCUACCCGUCUCCAGCCCCCCUGCGGAGUCUGCCCACACUAGCCCAGGGUUAGAAUUCACUGGAGCUUGGCUUGAGUGAGCAGAAUCAAAGCCAAUGUCCCCAACUUGAGGGGACCUUGUUCCUGAGUUCCCAAGACUCAGCAACACGGGAAUAAGCCAUCCAGGAGAGAUAACCGUGGAGAAGGAGAGUGCAUGGGAAGAGAGGAAGGAGAUGAGAAACUGAAGUACACCUAGACUACGCUGACUAGGAUGACAAAGUGUCCAAAACCUUGGCAUCCGAGAUCUGACUGGAAGGAAAACAAAAAACUAGAGAAAUGUCAACCUGGACAAAGGAAGACACCCAGGGAGUAGUGCCAGGAGCUUCACGUGGCGAGCGCAGCAGGAAUAAACAGCCAAAAGUGAAGGUGGAGGAGGAUAUUCUGAGAGAACAGUCCUUGGAGAAAAAGUCAGAUCUGAGGCCUGUCGUGCUAAUAUUUCAGGACAGAUAUCAGAUAUUGACAGCAAGAAGCAGAUCCCAGAGUAGUUCUGAUUAUUCUACCUGAAAAAUUCAGGACUUGGUCAAAGUAACCACAUCUAGAGAACAGUGACCAAGAAUUGACUACGGAGGAUCUGAUCAAAGUACAGGAAGAGAAAGGUUUGCAUUCACUGGGCUCCACCUUUCUACAAGUGGAAAGCUCAGAGAUGGAGGAUAUGGUUCCUGGGCUUCUGCUCUCUAGACCUCAGGAAUUAUUGACAUUCGAGGAUGUAGCAGUGGACUUCACCGAGGAGGAAUGGAAGCAACUAGAUCAUGUUCAGAAGGACCUAUACAGAGAUGUAAUGCUGGAAAACUAUAGGAACCUGGUCUUUUUGGGCCAUCAAAUUUCCAAACCAGAUAUGAUAUCUAAGUUGCAGCAAGGAGAAGAGCCCUGGAUAAUGGAGAGAGAAAUCCCAAAAGGCACCAGCCCAGACUGGGAGACUAGUUCUGGAAUCAAAAAGGCAACUAUUAAGCAGGAAGAGGAAUUAACCCAGGAAGCAAUGGUGGGAAAAUUCACAAGGAAUAGUCUUUGGUAUUCCAAGUUAGGAAAACCCUUUGAAUGGGUUAACCAAUUAGGGUGGCAUAAGGAGAGCCAAGAGAAACAAUCAAAGCAGAUGAUUACUGGCCACAAGAAAGCUUUCACUGGGAAGACUGGCCCUGAAUGUAAUGAAUUUGGAAUCAGUUUUAGUCUGAGUUCAAUCCUUAUUACAAAACAGAGAGUUCAUAUAGGAGACCAUAAAUUCCACAAAGAUGGAAAGAUCUUCAAACAUGAUUUAGACCCAAGUAAACAUCAGAGAAUAUGUAUAGGGAAGAAACACCCCUAUGAAUGUAAUGAAUGUGAGAAAGCUUUUAGUCAACAUGAACAACUUAUUCAGCAUCAGAAAAUUCAUGUUGUAGAGAAACCAUAUGAAUGUAAUGAAUGUGGAAAAGCCUUCAGCCGAAGUACAAACCUUGUUCAACAUCAGAGAAUUCAUACUGGAGAGAAACCAUAUGGAUGUAAUCAAUGUGGUAAAGCAUUCAGCCAGCGUGCACACCUUCUUCAGCAUCAUAGUACUCAUACAGGAGAGAAACCUUAUGAAUGUAUAGUAUGUGGAAAAACCUUCAGCCAGAAUACACAUCUUAGUCAGCAUCGGAGAAUUCAUACUGGAGAGAAACCCUAUGACUGUAAUGAGUGUGGGAAAGCCUUCCGUCACCUUUCUUCCCUUACUCAGCAUCAGAGAAUACAUACAGGAGAGAAACCUUAUAACUGUAAUCAAUGUGAGAAAACUUUUAGACGAUGUACAGAGCUUACUCAACAUCUUAGAAUUCAUUCAGGAAAUAAGCCCUAUGAAUGCACUGAAUGUGGGAAAGCCUUCAGCAGGAGUACACACCUUAAUCAACACCAGAGAGUUCAUACUGGAGAAAAACCAUAUGAAUGUAAUGAAUGUGGAAGAACCUUUAGCAGCAGAUCAUCCAUUGCUCAGCAUCAGAGAAUUCAUACUGGAGAGAAACCCUAUGAAUGCAAUGAAUGUGGGAAAUCGUUCACCCGAAGUACAAUACUUGUACAACACCAAAGAAUUCAUUCUGGAGAGAAACCAUAUAAAUGUAAGCAAUGUGGGAAAUCAUUCACUGAUAAGUCAUCAAUUUUUCAACAUCAGAAAGUGCAUGCUAGAGAGAAGCCCUAUGAAUGUCAUGAAUGUGGGAAAUGUUUCAGUCAGAUUUCAUACCUUAUUCAACAUCAAAGAAUUCAUACAGGAGAGAAACCCUAUGAAUGUAAUUAUUGUGGGAAAGCCUUUGGCAAUAGAUCUUCCAUUAUUCAGCAUCAAAGAAUUCAUACUGGAGAGAAACCUUAUGAAUGUAGCGAAUGUGGGAAAUGCUUUAAUCAGAUUUCAUAUCUUACUCAACACCAGAGAAUUCACACUGGAGAAAAACCUUAUAAGUGUAAUGAAUGUGGGAAGGCCUUUAGGUGGAGUACACACCUCACCCGACAUCAAAAAACUCAUACAGAAGGGAAACUUUAGAAAUAUAAUUUGUGUGGGAAGAUAACAGUUAUAAAUAAGACAUGGUUCUUGCUCUGAAAGAACUCACAAUUUGGAGGGGAUGAUUAGAUGUCUAUGUAGACAAACACAAGUUAGAAUGUGAUAAGUAUCCUGUUUUGGUCUGGUGGGGAGGGCAGAGAAAUAGAGGUAUUGGGAUAUUGUUAGGCAGUAUUCAUUCAGAAAGGAUAAUCUUGGGAGAAGCUUUCUCAAGAUGGGCUAAGAAAAACACAAACUGUAAUUUAGGAUCCACUUGUAUAAACAAAGCCCAAACUGUGAGACAGGUAUUAUUUUACCAGGUGAGUACUAGUAACCUAACUGGAAAGUGGAAAUUAAAAUUCAUAUCUAAAGUAGGCAGAAACAUGAACAGAAUAAACAGAUGUCAGAGCUAAGACAAAAAUUAUAUGACAGAAGAAAAUUUAAAGCAAAAAGAGAUUCAGGAAAUUAAAAAUUUAAACACAAUCAAGACAUACUCAAAGCCCUCAUACCAACAGAGGAAGGUACAAAGAGAAACUAGAAAGUGCUUCUUAUGCCAUGAAGUAGGGCACCUCAUAAAAGAUUGCUAUUUCAAAAAGAAAUAUGAGACAACCAAAAAUACACAGGCAAAGUCAUAUUACAAAGAUAAGAAAAAUGUGUGUUGCAAGCAUUGUAGCCUACAAACAUCUCAAGAAGCUUCAAAUAUUGAGGAAAUGCAUUCAGCUAUUAAUUUAGGGACUAAAUCCAGAUAUUCAGAUGUGCUGACUCAUGGGAGAAAGGAUUUAUGAAUCCAGAAGUAUAAUUUAUUUAGCUUGAUUCAUGGAGAUAGAGAAAAUAUAUUGCAUGAUGAAACAAGCAGAGACAAACAUGCAGGAACAAACCAAAACCAAAAGCAGAAAAGAGUAAAUACAAGGGUGAUGCAGAAAACUAAAUGUAUUGAAUCUGUGAGAAAUGAUGAUGAUAAAUCAAACAAAAUGUUAAAUGAAAAGCACAGACAAGUACGGGAGCUAGAUGAAGAGAUUAAAAGUAUCAUUGUGCAGACACAAACUGAAAUAAGAGACUCAGACAGAAGGAGCAUAGUAACCACUCAUGAAAAAAGCAGAAAACAAGUAAAAAUGUAUUUGAAAAUUUUUUUCAGUGCAGAUUGGGCACAGGGAUUGAAUUUUGGAGAAGUCAUAAAAACUCACAUAAAUCUAACCAGGAGCUGUUGAAAGACACAGCGAAACAAAAUUUCAAUUCCCUGCAACAAAAUAACUGUGGCAGAUAAUGGAAUGAAAGACAAGGACAAGAAGGCUACGAAAAAUAAGGCAGUAACACAUGGCAAAGAUAACGACAAGGACACCGAUAGCAACAAGGAAGCUGAGAAAAUAUUUCCCUUAAAAGAUGUUACCAAAAUUUCAGAGAAUGCUGGAGUACUACAUUCAAAAGUACACAAGCAAUUUACAACACAGGAAUUGGAUUCAAUAUGUAGAUUUCCAAAAUUUAUCUCUGAACCAUAUAGAUCUCUCAAGGAGCUAAAAAGGACAUGUAGGAUCUUUGAACCCAGUUUUGAUGAUACAGAGUUCCUUUUGUCAGAAUUAUUUAGCCCCCAUGAACACCAGCAGUUUAUUGAAAAGACUAGGACAGAUAACACCUUGACUAGCUGGCCUACAGAAGAGCAAAGGGAAGAUUUUGUCUUCUCUAAUCCCGCUUGCAUGACAUAUCUCAGAAAAUGCAGGGAAGAUUUGCUCCAGGCUAUCAAAACAUUUUGUUCCAAACCCAAUGCAUGGGGAAAAUUUGAUAAAUGAAUUGCAAGAGAUAAUGAUCCAGCUAUAAUGAUAAUGAUAAUCCAGCUAACUUUAUUGAUUGCCUAUUAGAAAUUGUGGAACCUAUAAUGGGAAUAGAGAAUGACUCAGAGGAAUCUGUAGCUCAUAUACGGAGGCAAUUUCUUAGGGGUUGCACAUCACACCUAAGAAACUUUUUCAAGAACUAUUUCCCAAAAUAUGACAUGAUUACUCUUUCUGAACUUAGAGACUCUGCAUCCUAUUUGUUUGACAGCUCUGCAAACUUGCACCUCCUUGCCUGUUUGCAGGCUUUCCUCCAUUUUACUUUUCCACAGGCAGUGAUGGUGGACCUAGUGCUUUGGCGAUGUGGUUUUACCCAGUUUGGCAGUUGCUGAAGAGUGGAAUCUCCUCCCAUUUAUAUCAAAUGUUCUAGGAUUCAGUCUUCCAAUUGCAGCUUCCAAAAGGAUUCCAGAUAUUUUCUUCCAAACAAAUUAUAGACAUCUUGUUUCAAGCUACUCAAAAUAAGGUUAUCAAUUUUGACACCAUAUGUAUAGUGCCCUAUACACAUUUGUCUUUGACUCUAUUCAUCUGUUCAACUAAAUUCCAGUGCUUACAUUGAGAAAGGAGAUGAAAUAUUAUUGUAUUACAGGUGUUAUGGAAGGAACUUUUAGAACAAGAGAGACUUGUUUGACCUUUGGGAGGGAUUGAUGUUACUAAUGAGUCUAGUGUUUUGGCAACUGUUGAAGUCCUUCACAAAAAAGGUUUGAAAGUCACUGCUGCAGUAGUGCUGCUGAACGUGCAGCUGGGGCCAAAGCCACAUUGAAAGAGCAUGGUAGUCACCUAUAUGUUAUAUUCAUUGCAAAAGAUCCUGAAUAUUCUUGGGCAGCUAAAAAGAAGCCCUUGAGAUGGUUGGAAAAGUAAACAAAUGUUUUCAAGAACAAGAUUAUUGUGUAUCUACAAAGGAAAUUUUAAAAGGAUAUUGCUUUGUGGUGCAAUGCCCUGCUGCCUGGGACUAUUCUUGCUGACUCAAAACUUCUUGGGCUUAUAUAAUAAAAGCAGAACAAUGUGGAUCUUUCAGCUGCUACUACAAAAGCCAAGUAGCUGUGGGCAGCAGCAGCCACUCAGGGUGCCAGCAUGUGUAUAUUCAAGACUUUUGUAGAAUGAUUUUACUCUGGAGAUAAUGGGGGAAUCAAAAACUCAACAGAACUUCUUGAAUUUAUUAGCAUGUGAAGACUGGAAACAUGGAGACAUUGGAAACUGAUAAAGCAAUGUGAAGAUAGUGUUUUUAGAGUAGCUUCUUGGACUAAUCUAGGGAAUGCCCAUGUAAUGUCAGGUCUUGGAGGAAUGAACAGCUUGGGCUAUCAUUUCAAUGGAGUUGCUUUCUGAUUGCUAAAAUGAGCUCCUCUUGGUCAUUAACUGCUGGUGACUAUACUAAAGAAGCGAUGAAAGAAGAUGAAUUUUAUUUAGAGUUUGUAAAUUGUUUUUUGUUGUUCAAAAGUAAGCAGUAAACCAGAAUCUGUUCCCUUGACUCUAGGAAUCAAAGUACAAGCUGCAAGGAAUAAUCUUAGUCAACAAAUGAAUACAUUGUUGACUUGGAAUCUGAAUAUUCUGGGUUCAAAUUACACUUCUUGUAUUUGUGGCCUCU